CGCUGAGGAAGGUUUCGUGGGGGUGCGAACAUCUGGCAGCGUUCAUGUGGUGCGCAUGCGCAGUGCACAGUGCACAUUACGACCAUUACAUCAAAAAAUGGCGGCGGCCGUUGAGAAUGUUGUUAAAGUUAUGGGAGAGCAGUAUUAUAAAGAUGCCAUGGAGCAGUGCCACAGUUACAAUGCUCGGCUGUGUGCAGAGAGAAGCAUUCUCAUGCCUUUUCUCGACUCCCAGACUGGAGUGGCUCAGAGCAACUGCUACAUCUGGAUGGAGAAAAGGCACAGGAGUGCAGGUGUAGCACCAGGGCAGCUCUACACAUACCCUGCACGCCGCUGGAGAAAGAAAAGACGGGCCCAUCCACCAGAGGACCCUGCUUUGGUUUUCCCCCCAAUCAAAACAGCCGAACUUGAAUUGGGAUUGAAAAAAGAUGGGUUGGGGCCUUUGGAUGGAAGCAGCCUGGAGGCUUUGCUAAAGGGAGAACCUGUGGAUAAGAGAGCCGCUCCAGAGCUUAGGGGCCCAGAGGAAGAACAGGGUCUGGCAGACAUCACAGGCACUGCUGGGGCCAGUAGCCACAGUGGAUCCACACGUGUGAGAAAGAGAAUCCUAGAACCAGAAGACUAUCUGGAUGACCUGGACGAUGAGGACUUUGAGGAGGAGACCCCAAAAAGACGGAAAGGAAAAUCUAAGGGUCGUGGAGUUGGAAAUGGGAAGAAAAAAACAGAAGCAGCUGCAGCAGCUUUGGAAGAUCGUGAUAAACCAUAUGCCUGUGAUAUCUGUGGAAAACGCUAUAAGAAUAGACCAGGCCUGAGUUACCACUACACCCACUCUCACUUGGCUGAAGAAGAGGGAGAGGAAAAAGAGGAAGCUGAGAUCCACACUCCUGCACCACAGGAGGAAACCAAGACUCCUAAGAAAGGUCCCAAUGGCUUGGCUCCACCAAAUGAUUACUGUGAUUUCUGCCUGGGUGACUCCAACAUGAACCAGAAGACUGGCCUGUCUGAGGAGCUGGUGUCCUGCUCUGACUGUGGACGCUCGGGCCAUCCUUCUUGCCUGCAGUUCACAGCAGUGAUGAUGGCAGCGGUAAAAACAUAUCGCUGGCAGUGCAUUGAAUGCAAGUGCUGCAACGUUUGUGGCACGUCUGAGAAUGACGACCAGCUGCUGUUCUGUGAUGAUUGCGACAGAGGAUACCACAUGUACUGCCUCACUCCUCCUAUGUCUGACCCACCAGAAGGAAGUUGGAGUUGUCGUUUGUGUCUGGAUCUUCUGAAGGAGAAGGCUUCCAUCUACCAAAGCCAGAAUCCUACAGUAGAGUAAUCGCAUCGACAGGACUGCUCAUGAGACAACACAUGAUCUCACACUCCCUUUGAUCAAGUUCAUACACACCAACUAAAUAUCCUUUUUACACUACAUGAUCUAGACUUGGAUGUCUUCACAUCAUAAUUAGCCUGGUGUGGCACAGCUGAGGAGCUGAGAAAGUGGAGUGGGAAGGAGACCUUUAUUUGGCAGCACUUGUGCAGAGACCUUCACUUCACACCACAGUUGCAGCAUUAUUGUCUGACACAUUACUACAUAUAUUAAGUGUUUUAAAUGAUUUGAGCACUAAGGAAAGUAUAGAAAGUGAUUAUUUCCAUAAUUAUCCCUCACUAAUGGAUAUGAAGAGCUGGGUCAUGUUAUAUCUGUUGCCAGAUUGUUGUUUUUGUUGUUUUUUUUCCCCUUGCUUGUUUACAGUGCAUGUCAGAAGAAAUCAAAUGGCCUUAUCCUGACAAAAUUAUGGCGUAUUUUAAUAUCUAUAUGUAUCGAAAGUACACUUUUAUUGUUGCUGAGUUUUUCCUUGCAGGAAUUAAUGGUGCCAAGGUCAACAUUAUCAAAAGCAUUUUUCCUUCAUUCAUUUCAGUAUUUGACAAACUGUGGAAUUUUGUGUCUGUUAGUAUUUGGUAAUGAAUGUGUUAUGCUGUCUUAUGUCCCUUUUAUAUUGCCCUUUCUUCAAUAAACAUACAUGUAACACAA
Molecule: messenger RNA, 2005 nt
Organism: Ictalurus punctatus (channel catfish)
Lineage: Eukaryota; Metazoa; Chordata; Actinopteri; Siluriformes; Ictaluridae
Gene: dpf2l
Product: D4, zinc and double PHD fingers family 2, like
Exons: 11
Coding region: 56-1312 (418 amino acids)
Biological process (GO): nervous system development
Cellular component (GO): nBAF complex
Source: RefSeq, a predicted model, not a curated record